This is a messenger RNA of Myotis brandtii (Brandt's bat), 1674 nucleotides long. It is a transcript of the gene SOCS2, whose product is annotated as suppressor of cytokine signaling 2. The record is from RefSeq and is a predicted model, not a curated record. Gene Ontology annotation, biological process: intracellular signal transduction; phosphatidylinositol phosphate biosynthetic process. NCBI's taxonomy places the organism in Eukaryota, Metazoa, Chordata, Mammalia, Chiroptera, Vespertilionidae. The annotation marks the transcript as partial. Gene Ontology annotation, molecular function: 1-phosphatidylinositol-3-kinase regulator activity. Gene Ontology annotation, cellular component: phosphatidylinositol 3-kinase complex. The transcript is spliced from 2 exons.
CCGCGCCUGCGAGGGACUUUGCCAUCUGUCCACCAGGACCUGGGGAGGAAGAACCAGCAGCUCCCCACCCCCUCCCCCUCCACCACCAUUUUGGAUACUCCGCAGGGACGUGUUUUGGGGUUCCCACUGACUUCCAGGAAGGACGCGUGCCCUUCUCUGACCCCUGCGCGGGCGGCCACCUGUGUUUGCCGUGGUUGGUACUGGGGAAGUAUGACUGUUAAUGAAGCCAAAGAGAAAUUAAAAGAGGCACCAGAAGGAACUUUCUUGAUUAGAGAUAGUUCGCAUUCAGACUACCUACUAACAAUAUCUGUUAAAACAUCAGCUGGACCAACUAAUCUGCGAAUCGAAUAUCAAGAUGGGAAAUUCAGAUUGGACUCUAUCAUAUGUGUCAAGUCCAAGCUUAAACAGUUUGACAGUGUGGUUCAUCUGAUCGACUACUAUGUUCAGAUGUGCAAGGAUAAGCGGACGGGCCCAGAAGCCCCCCGGAAUGGCACUGUUCACCUUUAUCUGACCAAACCGCUCUACACAUCAGCACCGCCUCUGCAGCAUCUCUGCAGACUCACCAUUAACAAAUGCACCGGUGCCAUCUGGGGACUGCCUUUGCCAACAAGACUAAAAGAUUACUUGGAAGAAUAUAAAUUCCAGGUAUAAGUGUUUCUCUUUUUCUAAACAUGCCUCAUAUAGAGUAUCUCCGAAUGCAGCUAUGUAAAAGAGAACCAAAACUUGAGUGACUGCUCUGGAUAACUACAUGGAAUUCUAAGAACAGCUGAAUCAAUCUAACCUACAUGUGUGACUAGGUAGCUAGGUCAAGUUCCCUCAAAUAUGUUCACCUGAAAAAUGCUUCCCUGCCUAAGGCUAAGACCAGCUGAUCCUUUUAAGUUAAAAAUUAAAUGUCCCAAGUAAAGGCCGAAGUAACCUUUUGAUCAGAAUGCCUUGCCUUUCUGAGGUCCCUUUUCUCUUUGGUGGAAGGUCCAAGCACCAGUAGUAGAGAAAGGGAGAAAGGACUCCACGGAGGAGAACUGAAGAAGGGGAAGGAACCUGACAGGCUUAGCUUCCAUUUUAUAUGCCUGGUGAUCCGAGUCUAUUUUGGACAUGUGAUAUUUUGCAUUCUGAUGUUCUUAGGGGUUUUGUUGAUCGGAUAUGCUUGUGAGUAUUUAUCCUUCAUUUUAUGCAAUUAACCAAGUCAACCAAAAAAAAAAAUGACCAUGAAAUCCUGUAUUUGUCUUUUUACUACAUGUAUGAACUCUUUCAUGUGAAUGCGUACUGUAGUAAUCCAUUUUAAGAGAGCCUUACUUCAGAAAUAUUUCAAACUGGUGCAAACGGAAAAGACUUCGUCUUUUCCAUUAAGGCUAAAGACAAGAAUGUCAUGCUAUACAGGUGCAACCCCAUCCCGGUUAAUAAAACCAUGUAGAUAUAGACAUUUUACCCUUUGAAGUAUCUGUGUCCCAACCUGUUGCCAUGGAUUUUUUUGGAAAUGGCUUUAGAAAUUUCCAAGUUGUCCUUGAAUUGUCUAACUAUAGACAUCAGCAGUUGUCUCCCUUCUACCAUGUAGAAAACUUUGACUUAAUUUUCUUCCAGAUAUAAGGGGAUACCUGCCUGUUUUUCAAAGUGUUUAUUUACUGCUGUUACUAUUUGAUUAGAAUGUAUUAAAUAAAAAAAAAACCCUGACUUUUA